UACGUUUCCGCUCCCUCCCUUCCCCAUCGCGCCUCGCGGGAUCUGCUCAUUUUCGUCUCCUUCAUCAUUGUCACUCACUCAUUCAAACUUACCGAGUCGCUGACUCAGUGAUCAUAUUGUGAGCUACACUAGCUCUUCUCAAUUGCCUCCACUACUGUUGCUUCCAUUGAGUACUCAGUGGCGGGCUCGAUUUCUGGUUUUUGUUACCGUUGCUAAGGGUAGCAAUGCAGAGAGAUUUAUCUUCGGACGAAGAAGAUGACCGCCACAAUUUGAUUGAGCAGAAUGUGAGGAAGCCUCCUACUCCACCCUCUUCUACUGCUGGUGUGUUCCACAUAGAAGAUUUCAGUUCUCGAAUGCCCCGAUUGAAUUUCAAGUUCCGGAAGAGGUAUUUGUUCGUCGUUCUCGGUAUUUUCAUUGUUCUCCUGUACUUCACAACAGAUGCCCACACGCUCUUUCCCACCAGUUUCCCUUCUUUAAAGUUCGAUCCGCUGAGUGAGCAAAUGAAGGAGUCCGAAUUGCGCGCUCUCCAUCUCUUGCAGCAGCAGCAGUCGGAGCUUUUGAGUGUUUGGAAUCACACAUUUCGACUGGUUUCUGCUGUCAAUUCAACGAAUGAUUUGAAUUCAAGUUCGCCAAUGCAGGAUCCGAAUCACUUGCCCUCGUUCUCAUCUUCGGCAUUGUUAGAAGAUCUUAAAUCUAUUUUGUUUAAGCAGAUUUCUUUGAAUAAAGAGGUUCAACAGGUUUUGUUGUCUCCCCAUAAGACUGGGAAUUCGAUUGAACCCGAAUUCAGUUUUGGAAAUGCUAGUUUGGGUGAUGUCAGUUAUGAUAGGUGUAGAACAGUGGAUCAAAAUUUGUCACAGAGAAGAACAAUUGAGUGGAAGCCAAAAGCUGAUAAAUUUCUGCUUGCCAUAUGCGUUUCAGGCCAGAUGUCCAACCAUCUAAUUUGCUUGGAGAAGCAUAUGUUUUUCGCGGCUCUUCUUAAUCGGGUAUUGGUUAUUCCGAGCUCGAAAGUGGAUUAUCAGUAUGAUAGAGUGUUGGAUAUCGAUCACAUUAACAAAUGCUUGGGAAGAAAGGUUGUCAUCUCCUUUGAUGAAUUUGCUGAUAUCAAGAAGGAUCACAUGAAGAUAGAUAAGUUCCUAUGUUACUUUUCUCUUCCCCAACCUUGUUAUCUGGAUGAGGACCAUAUAAAGAAAUUCAAGUCGUUGGGUUUGUCAGUAAGCAAACCGGAGUCUGUUUGGGUUGAGGAUACCAAGAAGCCUAACAAGAGGACAGCUCAAGAUGUUCUAUCUAAGUUUACGUACGAUGAUGAUGUAAUGGCAAUCGGGGAUGUCUUCUUUGCUGACGUGGAACAAGAAUGGGUAACGCAACCAGGUGGUCCACUUGCUCACAAAUGCAAGACUCUGAUUGAACCUAGCCGUCUUAUCAUACUCACUGCUCAGCGUUUUAUUCAAACGUUCCUGGGGAGGAAUUUCAUUGCUUUACAUUUUCGAAGACACGGCUUUUUGAAAUUCUGUAAUGUCAAAAAACCAAGUUGCUUUUACCCCAUCCCUCAAGCCGCAGAUUGCAUUUUGCGAGUGGUUGAGAGUGCCAAUGCGCCUGUCAUUUAUCUUUCCACAGAUGCAGCAGAAAGUGAAACUGAUUUGCUUCAGUCACUCGUUGUGCUGAAUAACAAGCCUGUUCCACUUGUAAAACGCCCAGCUCGUAAUUCAGCAGAAAAAUGGGAUGCUCUAUUAUACAGGCAUGGUAUUGAGGGAGAUUCUCAGGUGGAGGCCAUGUUGGAUAAGACUAUAUGUGCCAUGUCUAGUGUGUUCGUUGGAGCCCCGGGCUCCACUUUCACUGAAGACAUCUUGCGGCUUAGAAAGGGCUGGGGAUCAGCAUCAGUGUGUGAUCAGUACCUGUGCCAAGGCGAGGAACCAAAUAUUGUUGCCGAAAAUGAAUGAAGAUACUAUAAAACUUAUUCAUGGACUCCUACCAUUUAUUGCUGAGCCACUUCUGCCUAUGAUAGGUUUAUUUGAAAUUUAUGGUGUAUUGAUUGUCAUGUAUGAUAAUAGCAUUGGCGAUUUUGUCUCAUAAGCGUUAUUCCUUAUUGAUCUAUUCUUUCAUCACACAGAUUGUUUGUACAAUGAAAACUUGGUCCUCAAUUUGGCCCUAAUGCAAUUACUGUCUCUUCAGCAUCU
Molecule: messenger RNA, 2174 nt
Organism: Neltuma alba
Lineage: Eukaryota; Viridiplantae; Streptophyta; Magnoliopsida; Fabales; Fabaceae
Product: O-fucosyltransferase 36
Exons: 3
Coding region: 225-1937 (570 amino acids)
Biological process (GO): protein O-linked glycosylation via fucose
Molecular function (GO): peptide-O-fucosyltransferase activity
Source: RefSeq, a predicted model, not a curated record